AUGGAGCAGGACCUAGAAUUCGUCACUGCUCAGCAUACCGAUUUGGAGGAGUGUAUUAUACCGCUCGAGGAGGAACUUUCCAAAAUCGUUCAGGUUGAUAUCGAACGAGGCCAAACUUACUCAAUGGCGGAAACAUUAGACUCGCAGCUCAAACAAAUGUCCGAGGAUCUCAAGGAAGUGAUUGAACAUAUAAACGAGUCGAACAAAUACUCCGAUCCGAGCGAUCCUUUGGUGCAGAUUGGAAAGAUACUAAAUGCUCACAUGAAUUCUCUACAAUGGAUUGAAUCAUCCACCUCCAGCAUAACCACCCGUUUGGAGGAAAUUGGUAAAAUGCACGAUACACUGAGGAAGGAUAACGAGCGAUCAUUUCGGUUGAAUUAUGACAAUUAA
Messenger RNA from Toxorhynchites rutilus septentrionalis, 390 nucleotides. RefSeq names its product nuclear pore glycoprotein p62-like. Gene Ontology annotation, biological process: RNA export from nucleus; protein import into nucleus. Lineage: Eukaryota; Metazoa; Arthropoda; Insecta; Diptera; Culicidae. Gene Ontology annotation, molecular function: structural constituent of nuclear pore; phospholipid binding. The coding region runs from base 1 to 390 and encodes 129 amino acids. The record is from RefSeq and is a predicted model, not a curated record. Gene Ontology annotation, cellular component: nuclear pore; nuclear pore central transport channel. The transcript has a single exon.